CGCACGAUCUGUGCCUCCUUUUGCAGUCGGCCAACAGUUCUUUGCAGGUUCAGGGCAUGCGCGAUGGAUAUCCAUAGCAGGCUUGCUCAAGACACUCAAGUGUUAUAGUUGCAUCGAUUGAUUCGUUUGCUGUCCGCAUGGACUUGAAUGAAGUGGAUGUGAGGAUUGGCGCAGUCUUGAGCACAUUGGGGAAAGUAUGAACGUUUCCAUCGGGGUCGCGCCCUCAAGGAUUGGGUGUUCUACCGAUGUAGAUGUGGAUGCUGCACAACUCAAUCUUAAAGACGACGGAGAAGUUGUGCAGCUAGACCGGGAUUCUCACUUAUCAAAGCCAGAAUACCUUCCAAUGUUAUCGGCGCUCCGUGGAAUUGCAGUUGGCGCUGUUGUCUAUCAUCAUAUCGUUCAGAUCCUGGGGAGCAGCAGUGAUUGGGAGGUGGACCGGCAUGGUCAGCCAUUCGUCUUGGGCAUUCUUUUCACAAUAUCCGGAUUUCUGCAUCGCUUUUCGUGGAGGCGAACGGUCUUACUUGGUGGUGCAUAUUUGUUCGGUGGAUCCUUGAAUUUGUUGGGAGUAUAUGUUGUGUUUCAUGAGAAGAUCUGUAGAGGUUGCGGGAUCCUCGGGAAUUUUCAAUACCAUCUCUGGUACAUCCCUGUUGUGUGGCUUUGUUCUUUCGUUUGGACAUACUUCAGGGUUGCAAAUAUUGCGAUAGUCGUUGUUGUUCUUGCCUUCGGCGUAGCGGGGCACUCUGACCUGUUGUGGUUGGGUCUAACACAUGCUGUAUGCUUCGCAUCUACGUGGAUAUCGCAGAGGGGAAAGCACGACCACACGGGUACAUCUGCCCUGCCGUUGAUUUUGAUGUAUGUGCCACCGUUGGGAUUCGCGGCGUUCGCAAGAGAGAAGCAAAAAUAUUGGCUACCCAUGGGAUUCUUCUGGAAUUAUGCUGUCGGGGCGAUAUUGAGUCAGCCGUCGCGACUGAAGCGAUUGCGCCAGCAGGUCUUAUAUCGAAGACGCUUGCGGCGAACCAUUGCCGCGUCCUGCCUUUUGGAAUCGCUUGUGUGGUGAAAUGUCGAGCGAAGGUGCGGCAAUGAUAGUAGACUGCUCGUUCCCCUAUCGCUUCGUGGAACUCUUGGGUUUUGUUUCCAGGACCUCGUGAAAAGUCGCGCGGAACACACCAGGAGCGUUCAGAAGCACCUACGAGACCAGUCAGUGGGGGAAUCGUGUUUGUGUUAAAAAGCAGUGUCAUAUCCCAACACUGAAGACAAGCACACGGUGGCGGAUAUGUCUCCUUGGUAUUUUCUUGCAUUCUUCAUAACCAGCGGUGGAUACAUUUCAACUACAAAGCAAAUCAACCACAACAUCCACAUGAAUUUUGGGGAGCGCCUCUGCAUGGUUCAAAGUGCAAUGUGGAUCAGCGUAGCGAUGAGUGUUGCUUCUGUCAGGAAUAACAUUCUUUGGACAGCUAAGACAGCACGACUUGAUCGACAGCAGUUGUUGUCUUACCUUGACCACGGUUUUUUUCUUGCUGGCAUCAGGUACGCGGUUCCUAGAUAUCAGCGACCGCUUGAUUUUGGAUGGUGUUUUAUUAUUGCAAGUGCUAUAUGUUUCGUUCAUUGGCCUCUGUUGUUCGUGUUCGACGUGGCUCGGCAUAGAUUCCCGGACACGACUUUGCGUAUGCCAGUUUCCACAGUCUGAAGUUGUGUUUUUGAGGUGCAGGUAUGGGUAUAGGUGUGGGUGUGCGUGCGCCCGUUGCCGCACCACGUGCGCCGCAAAGAUGGUUUUAUUUCCAAUGUUGACCAGGAGUUUUUCCCAACGGCUACCAGGAGUUCAAGCUGGGACGUUAUUUUUUCCGCAGCAGCGCGGCGAGAGAUGGCCUCCAGCCCCCGCCGCCUCGGCGGCCUGCGCGCUAACACCGCCGCGGCGGCGGCGCCGAACGAGGGCUCCCGGCGGGAGGUGGCCACCGCGCCCGGCGAGGUGGAGGCCGGGAACGCCGCCGAGGCCGAGGCCCCCUUGCUGCCGAGCGGCCCCAGCGUGCAGGCUCUCGGCGCCCUGGGCGCCAGGCUGCGCGCCGUGCCGCUGUGGGCCGCCGGCGCGCUGGCCGCGGCGCUGGCCGUGGGAGGCGCCGCCGCGUGCGUGGCGGCCGCCGGGCAGGGCGGGUGCGCUGGGCAGGGGUGCUCGCCGGGCAGGGACCUCCUGAUGGGACUGUUUCCAGGGGGCACCACAGUCACUUCCACGAGUACAGCGACAACGACGACAACAAGCACCAUGACCACAACGGUCACCAGCACCAGAACAACGACCACGACCGUGACACUGGGAGCUGAUUCCUUGUUCUGCUUCGCGUUGGUGAUGCCCGCAGGAGAUGGAAGACCCGCGCAAUGGGUCAUGCCCUCGCUGUCGCUGAAGCGCGACCUCCUGCUGCCCUUCCUGUCCCGUAUGGGUUUGAUCGUGAGCCCGACGCAUCUGUGCUGGUGGCAGUGGCACAACGCGUUCCCUCAGAAGCGCUUCUGCAUUGACCGUGAUGGCGCGACGACCGCGAUUGGUUGGGACAAGAUCGCGCGUGUCACGGCUGCACCUGGCGAUGACCCUGCUGCGCUGCAUUGGGGCCCCAGUCAGCUCGCCAAGAAUGACUUCACGAAGGUGCUUCGGCAGAGGCCCGCACUCGCGGUGGCGUCGCCAUUAUCAUUCCUCCUCUCGCUGUGGCAGCUGGAGAUCCUGUUCAGACUGAACCGGUGGCUCUUGUGCCUGGGCGGGUGCUUCUCAUUCGCGUUCGUACUUGCUCUACACGUUCGCCGUUUCCAUGGGCGCGCGACGUUGCGGCGGCACGCGCUGCUCAAGAUGCUCGAGAUCGAGGGCUCGGACGCCGCGCGCUUCGAGGCCGCCUCCGAGAGAGGCGACAUCUUCGACGGGUGCCCGAUGCAAAAGUCCCAGACCACGUUGUUGUCGCUCAUGCCAUCUGCGCUCGCGCCCCCCGCCCCCCUCAGCAGCGCGAUCUUCCCAAGGGUCUCUGUCGCGAUCAGCUCUUUCGUCAGCGUCUGCGCGGGCCGGUUGAAUGCGUUGAUUGGGAAUCAACGUCGCCUCCUGUUUGUCAUGAACGCUCCAAAGAGUUGGUGCGGAUCGCGGGAGCGGAGAUCAGAGAUCAGUUGUUUCGUGAUAUGCCGUUACAUCCCAGCCGGCGGGCGCUGCGGACGCGCGGCAGCCCUGCUGCUGACCCUCGUGGUGGCGGCCGAGGCCGCCGACGCCGACCACGAGGCCGAGUACGUGUACUACGACGACAUGUCGGACGUGGACAUGAAGGCGUUCUGGCUCGACGGCACCUUGGCCCCCUCCUCGCGCGCGGACGCGCUGCCGAUCAGAGCGCGCCCCGCAGGUCCGACCCGCACUCCCCCCGAUCCCCCCGACUCGGACUCGUCGUCCUGGAUCAGGGGUUGGGGUCUUUUUGGCAUCAGCUGGAAGGACAUCGGCAAUCGCACCCUCUGGAUCGCCGAGGGGAUGGGCGGGGGCACUUUCCGGGCCGUUGGGAGCUUCAGGUCCGCCUUCUCGACUCGCGAGGCAGGAGGUUGGCUGAGCUCCGACGGCGGCUGGGCGCUGUACAUGGCCGACCAGAUGGGUCUCUACCGGGUGGCCACUCUUGCGCACUGGGUGCUGAAGAACAUGGACCCGGGCCUCAAGACGAGCCUCCUGCUAGAGGACGCGGUGCGCCAUCCCAUGCACGUAGCCGACGUCGUGAAGGGCCCGAAGAUCCCGAGCGUGUACUUCUUGGCCGACGUCCUCCGCGUGCAGGACCACUACUUGGAAGGGAACUUGCUCCGCGCGGACCGCAAAAUCGUUCAAGACCUGAAACUCGAGACCAAAGAUGCAAUCGCGAUCUACGUUGCGGGGCUGUGGAAGAGAUGUCUGCAGUACACGCGCCAACUCUUGCGAGGCUCCAAGGGCUGCUUGGCAGCUCGGUCGCCAGAGGCGCAGGGCCUGAAGUCCAGCAUGCGCUGCACCUACAAGCCCAAGAAAGGCUCCAGCACAGGCUCGACGGCAGCCCCUGCAGAGCCCGACGGCCCCAUCCUGAACCAGCAGGCGGAGAUAGAGGGCGUCCAGGAGGAGGGCGGCCAGGAGGGCGGCGACGCCGCACAGGCGGCGAGCGGCCACACUUUGGAGGGCGAGACCGACGCCAAGCAGACCGACAUCUGCGCAGACGAGCGCGCGGAGAAGAGCGGCGAGGACGUGAAGGAGAACAACGGCAUGAUGAUUGAGAUGAGUCAGGCUGCAGAGGCUGCAGAUGAGCAGGCAGUGGACUCCCACGCGGUCGGAGGCCAAUGGAGUGACGAGCUGCAGCAGGAGGAGAGUCAGGCCCGCGACGUUCAGGAGAUCGGCAACAGCGAUGAGGAUAUCCUGAGUCAGCAGACGUUGGCGUUGGCAGGCGCGCUCCAAGAUCAAGAAGAUGGCGCUGAGGCAGCGCGCAGCGCCCAGGACAUGGAGCGCCUGGCUGAGGCGUUUGACCGCGAGAGCCAUGGCGACCCUACCGCCCUUGACACCAUUCGCCAGCGCAAGUGCCUGCGCCCGCAGGCGGAGCCCGCCAAGCCAGAGGUGGAGCAAGUCAAGCAGGAGAUGGCAGAGGCACCGCCGCCUGCUGUCAGCAGCGUGGCCCAGAACCUCCUGCAGGGGGGCGUGGCCGAUGGCGGCUCCGGGGAAGUCGGCCAGGCCAAGAGCGGCAAGAAGCGCGAGUCGGACUCCUUCGGCCCUGACAAGGAUGACAUGGGCAUGGGCGCCAUGGUGGCACAGAUGAUGGCCAAAGCGAUGGAGGACAAGGACACGGGCGAGAGCGACGACCUCGCCGAGGGCUCCGCGAAGGUCGACAAGGGCUCCGCGAAGGUCGCCAAGACCAGGAGCAGCACAUUCCCGGGCUACACGAUCCCAAACGACAUGCCGCAUCGGGCCUGCCCCCAGAGCGAGCUCCCGGCAGGCUUUGGAGGUUCCAGCUACACACUGCAGCAAGCGAAGAAAGGGGCCCAGAUCAAGAUACUGCUGCACCGGAAAGCCUUUUGGAUAUGCAAGGCAGCAAACAGAGAGCCCCCCAAGCAGCGCCACGUCACAUGGAACAAGCACGGUGGGAUCAAGCAGGCCUGGGAGAAAGCGUGCCAUGCUGCAGGGCACCCACAAGACCCGAAGUAG
Prorocentrum cordatum is the source of this 5158-nucleotide messenger RNA. The record is from the annotation of a GenBank genome assembly. Lineage: Eukaryota; Dinophyceae; Prorocentrales; Prorocentraceae.